Messenger RNA from Vitrella brassicaformis, 11219 nucleotides. NCBI's taxonomy places the organism in Eukaryota, Vitrellaceae. The record is from the annotation of a GenBank genome assembly.
CACGGGCUGCCUGCCUAUGCUCUCGUCCUUUGCUCAUGUACGCCCAUCAACACACACCGCCCUGAUGUCCUCCUUUUUUUCACCACAACAUCCUCAACACAGUAGCUCAACACAAGAUACACAAGAUAAGCCCACAGCAGCACAAACAGCCUUACAGAAGGCCUAGCGACCCUCUCCGCGAGGGACGGGCCGAUAAAUGCAUCUUGGUCGAACACAUCAAAAGUGAAGGGCACGCUGGCGACCUGAUAGUUGAGCAUGUAGAUGACCAGGUGCCACACGUCAAUGUCGCUUCUGGACGAAGCCGGGUUGGUAAUUGUCAGCCGCAUGGCGUACUCGCCCCCAGCAAACUCCACAGACGGGUCGAGGUGAACGAUCAGCUUAUCGUCGUUGCACUCGGGGGCCUUCGCAGGGUCGGGCCUCAGCACGGUGCGGAAACCUGUGAUGCUGAACUGGAGGCUCUCGCAGACGUCUUGGGAGAGCCGAAAGUCCUCAGAACAGCGGAUUCGGAUGCUGUUGCCAACGCCACUCUCAAUUGUCCCCAUCUGCCAGGAAAGCUAACAGAUGGAGACAAAGAGACAUGGGGGGUUUUGCGUUGCAUGUCAUGUCUCUCCUUUCCUUAAAUACUUCGAGUGUGUUUCUCUGGCUGGGGACGUUGCUGGAUGCCCGCAUUGCGCCGAGGCUGAGGUCGAAGCGGCUCAGCUGCCAUCCCUGUAUAUUCAGGUUGGCGUCGAUGACGCUGCCACUCUUGGCCGCCUUGAGUGUGAGGCCCCACAGGUUGGGCGUCGGCUGGAUGCUGGGGUUCAUCGUCGAUAAGGCGAAGAUGUACGUCGUGUUGGCCAGUGUCCCUGACGCACGCAAAGACAGACAGACAGAGGUGAGACACAAAGCUCUGAUCGACCGGUUUCAUUAAGUCAGGCUGGCGUACCAUUCCUGGAGUCCAUUUCGAGCAGUAGGAUCGUCGGGAGCUCUUCAUGCGGGAAGCAUUCGGUGCCUGUCGGCAGGUUGCCCAUGUCGAUGUCGGCGCAGCUGAGAAAAUAUCCCGUUGGGGAGUUGACGUCGAUCCUGCCCUGCGGCGGCAGGUCCAUGCUCGAGGAAAAGACGAAUAUCGCCUGGGUCGGCCGCCCCACCGGCGAGCUGCCCGUCACUGUCGCAUCGACGGUGGAUACCACAUAGCCCUCGAUGACGGACUUGGCCACGAUGACGCCCGCGACGGAUAUCUCGAGCUGCCACGAGUUGGCGUCCUCUCCUUCGCCGAUUGCGAUGGCGUUGGUCACCUUCAUGGCUGUGGUGUAUGUGGUACUGGCCUGAGACACCCCAUCCCACCCCACAGAGCGUGACGACACAAUUAUUAACAAGACCUGACCCAUCUGCCUAUGUCUGUCUAUUUGACUACUUGCAGAGCGGUGAGGGGCGUCGUAAGGGUGGCUAUGUCUGCUGCGCCGAGGCAUUCCCCAAACACACCCGCCAGCUCAGAGUCGGCCAGGCAUUGCGUGUCGGCCACGAAGCCAUCAGGCAUUCUCACCUGCAGCAGGCAGACAUCCACAGAGAGGGAGGCCGUCGGUCUGCCUGUUGUCGUACCAACCGUGAGCUUGAUCUCAUUGGCCUCGCCGACGAUGGUGUGUGAUAAGCUGAAUGCCAUCUCCACCACGACGUCAGGCGCGGACGGAGACCUGCUGCUUGGAUCGACCCGCACGUCGAGGAAGAAUCCGAGCAGGCCGAAUUCCGGGAAGAGGCCGUCGUUGGUGUUGGUGAUCUGCGUGCCAUUGCGGUCCUUGGAAGUCAUAAUGGUCCAUCGAUUGUCCAGGUAAGACCGGUCAGGGUUGUUAGCCUGACAACGCCAUGAGGAGACACGUACGCGCAGCGCAGGCAGCGCAGUUGUAUCUGUCUGUCGUACCACAAGGCUGAAUGUCAUGGCGUAGCCCGACCAGGAGUGGCCGAGCUCGAUGUAAAACCGCUCGGCGGUAGCGUUCUGCCCCCAGUCGUUGCCCCAAUCGCGACCUGGAGGGGUGUUCCUGCCUGCCCCUGCUGUGUCACUGCUGUAGUAGUCCAAGAUCUCGAAGCCAAAAGGCGCAUCUACCAGGAUGUACUCUCCUUUACUCGCAGGCACCUCUGAAUAGACCAAGUUGCAGGGAUGCUUGACUGCUCCGUGUCUCAAUGAGUGGGCGUCUUACCGGCCCUGAGUGUGAGGGUAAUGGUGUUGUUCCUGCUGCCGUAGAAGGAAUCGGUCAUGUCUCCGCUGACGAUGGUCAGCAGCCCGUACACAGGGUAGCACUCCACAUCUGCCGCCUCGUCCACUUUGGCACGAUUGCCCUCGACGUCCGUCAGGUAUGUCAUUAUGGUCCAGAGCGUCAUGGCCACCGGACUGUCGGGAUUCUUUAGGUUCUCCAGCGUGAGCAUCACAAACUCGCCGGCUCCCAUAUCGACACGCACGUCAACAGUGUCGGUGCGUUUUUUGUAAUACUUGCCGCCUGUGACUUUGACGCGGGAGAAAGAGAGGUGGGGCGAUUGGAUGACGAGCGUGUCGGCCGCUGAGAUGGUUGUGAAUGACACCGAGACUUUGGUAGUGCCUGCACCGAACCCACGCGUAUGGGAUACCACAGGCAGGACGGGAGGUAUUCGCAUUCUGACUUCCUGCAGCGAAUCGUGCAUCUGUCUCAUCCGGUGUGAUGAGGGGGUCGAUCAGCUGGGGAACAAUGUUGUAUCCCGCUGCUAGUGCCGAGCUUUGUAUGACGUCGUUGCGGUAGUGCCUGGCUUCGAAAUUGUUCGGCGAGGGGGUCUCCAUUGGGUUCAACGCACCGACUGAGAAGCUAAUCGUCGUUGCCUCGGGAAUCUGCUGACCUAUCACAAACCUACACGAACGAGAGGAGAGGAUGGACUGUUUGCCUUGCAAGUGUCUGUCUAUUGACAUGUCAUCUGCAGGGAGCUCACGCGAUUUCGUUGAGUGUGCACUCAGGGUUAGGACUGACGGGGUUGUCACUGUCCGUCGGCAGCACCGGCGGCACCGUCAGCUCAGUGUAGUUCCGACAGAGCGUGCUCUGACCAAUGCCGAAAUUGAAUGAGACAGGGGCGAUGACGUGGAUGCUGUCGCUGGGAAGCACGUCGUCCGGGAACUCCAGGGUAAAUUGGAGGGGCACCUCACGCAGACCUCGCUGCGAUGAAGGAGUGACGUAGCUGAACCUGCAAGGACCACGCGCACGCCGUGUAUCUGUGAGGUGCUUGCGUGGGUCGAGCUUACGUGUCCAUGACAUCGUUGAUGCGAAAGCCGUCGCCAUAUGCAGCAUCGAGACGAUUGCUUUCAGGGCAUGAUGUGCCGAGAUUGCUCUCGGCCGUGCAUGAGAGGAAGUACCUGAGCCACACAAAGAAAAUGGUGACGGCCGUCUCGAUUGUGAUCCUUCUCGUACCAUCUUUCAGGCACGGGGACGAUCUGCUGUGGGUUGAUGACGGACAGGAAGAUCUGAUACCUCUUGCCGCCUUCAAUGCGGGUGUCCUCUUUCAGCACUCGGACACGCACGAAGCUGUUGGGAGGGUUGGUCCCCUCGCACAUCAGCUCAUCGCCAGCAAAGUCUUUCACAGGCAGCCCCGCCUCGGUGAGCUCAGUGACAUGAAGCGUGCAGAUGGUCGAGAACAGAAAUCCACUGGGCGCAGUGAUACGCAGCACACCACCUGAGGACAAGACACAGGGAGUGCCGAGACAUGGAAGAAAUGCCUCACCCGUGAUGAUGUCUUGGUAUGGAGCCAGAGUGAUGCACAAAUCGUUGAUGGUAUCUCCCAGAGCCGUCGAUCUCGCAAGAGUGGUCGGAACGAUGACUACGUCGCUGAAGGCCCAAAUGUCAAAUCCGGCGAAUGGCUCGGCCGACGACUGUCUGUAGGACAGCGACCACAUGUUGGGAUCAGGCGUGGUGGCUGGGUUGUUGACGCGAAUGGUGAAGACAUAGUUGAGCCCUGUCGAGAGGUCACCCCCCAGUAUCGUCAGCCUUGCCACUUUGUCGGCACCCUGACAGCUGGCGACGGUCACUCCCAACGGAAAGACGGUUAGACCCCACUCAACUUUGCCAGCUCCGGCAUAGUUACGGAAUGGCGCUGCAGUGUUCACUGGCCCGCAGUCCUCGUCGAACACGAAACCUUCAGGCGCCACUAUCGUCAUGACAUCGGCGUCAACUGUGCCUUGCGGGAGUGUCCACGUCGCGAGCUGAAACACUAGAGUCACCUGAUUGACAGCUUCAGCACGGUCGUUUCGGUACCCUCCUGAGACAAGAUGACGCAUUUGUGAUCAGUCGUUGGUUGUUGUGAUGUUUUCUGUGGGUGGCGUACAGUACUACCUGUUUCUGUGAAGAUGUAUGCAGCUGGCAUCUUUGGAUUGACGGCGUAUGGCGACAUAUACGUCGGUGCGUCAAGCCAGAGGCUGCCACCAGGGCCCUCCGAGUCAGUGGCCUGGUCGCAAUUGGAAAACGACUCCACGUAGAGCGCGCCUUCAGGGACACCUGAUCAAGCAUAAGGGGAAUGAGCCGUUGUGGCCUCGCAGCUGACAUACGUGACCUUGUUCCGCUGGGUUUGUCACUUGCACUUGGAACCGAUAGACGCCGCUGGCGAAGGUCGUCAGCAUGCUUCGGACCUGGAUGUAGCCGUUGCGGAAGGGCAACGAUGCGAUUUGUCGGUCCUGGGCGUCGCAUGUAGCAUCAUCUGGGAACUUGUGGCCACUGUCGCUGUCGAGAGUGCGGUAGCCAAGACACGCACCUGCCAAAAGGAGUGACGCCGAAAUGAAUCCUGUUUCUGCAUUGAUUAUAAGUCUACCUGUUGUGACCUCGAAGUUCUGCGGUAAGGUGACUCUGAGGCAGCCGCCUUUGGGUAUAGUCGUGACCGUCUCAACCCGCAUGACGAUAUCAGACGGCUGACGGACGACUGCAUUCGACCAGCUCUCCAGCUCAGCAUUGAUGAGCCUCCGCACACGCGCCGGGGUGAACGCUGACAGACAAGCGCACACAGAGGCGAGUCCACUGAGACAAGAGCGCACUCAGCGCCUCAUGGCUUUGUCUGUCUACCUGCAGCAGCGAUGCGUUCAUGUAUGAGCGUCCCGUCGUAGCCAUAUUCGAAGAAGAACUCGUUUGCCGAGGGGUAUUCGUGCUUGAGCGACGGAGUGUCUCCAGGCACAUGCAGUGAUGUCUGGAAGGCAUACCUAGCAAAAUAAGGCAGCGCACACAGCACAACUCGAACGCCGGUGGUUCCACUGUUUUGUCACAUACCGUACAUUGGCGUCGAUGACGCCCCCAGCGUCGACGUCGAGCUCAAGGCUGUUGCCGUAUGUGACUCCGCUGGAUGGACGAACGACCGGCAGAGACUUAGUGAUACCCGGCAGCUGGACGUUGUUGUCCGGAUUGGCAUCACCCACCUGCACACACACAACCCACGGACACACGACACAGACAAACACACACACAAACGACCGCACUUGGCCCUCUUUGUAUCUUCGCAUGUAUAUGGAUUGUAUGUGUCUCACCCACUUUGUAUCGGAAAACGGCUACAUCCCACUCGUACCCGCUGGGCGCCAUAACCCGAAUCUUCCCUCCUGUAUGCUGCACCCCAAUCUCAAACUCCACCGACACGGCCGCAGGAGUCGUCGUAUACCAAGACGGCAGAAAAUUAGUCACAUCAACGGUAAACACCGUCGCCUCUCGCUCGUAGACGCCCCAUGAUCGCUGUGAGGGCCCGGUGGCGUCUUCAGGGUUGAGUCGCGGAGUGUAUUGGGUCCCAUCGAUGGCCUCCUGCAGCUGGGUGUAGGUGCGGAUAAGGAAGGCGUUCUCGCGGGUGUCCUGCAGCGAAGUGUAGCUGGUUCGAGGUUCGUUCUGUACGCGGCGUGUCCUGAAACAUACAUAUGACAGCUGAAUCACAUCACGGCAGUCAGUCCUUUUCGCUGCUGACUGAGUAUACACCCUUACUUGAAUGCAUAGUUCUUCCCGCCGUCGAGUGACACCGAUGAGGUAAGACUGAUCCGGAGCCGAUUGCGGGUUGAGCAGGUCGUCGCCAUGUUGGCUCCACAGUAGGGCCCGUUGACUGCCUGGCGAGACACAACUGGCGGGAGUGUUAUGUUGGGAUUGGACUCGUCCACAGGAGAAACGUCGGGAUCGACAUUGACGAAGGCGAACCCAUCGAGCAAGUCCAGCUCAACAAUCGCUCCUCGACCUGUGCACCACAGACAAAUGGAUUUCAACGCGUGUGGCCAUUCGUCAAGACAGUGCCCACCGGCGCUCUGCUCAGUCUUGAAGAAGACGGUCAGCUCGUUGGACGAGAAGUCCUGCGCGAAGUGGGACGGCGAGAGGGUCGCUUCGGUUAGGAAGCCCAUGACGGCGACAUUUGGUCCGUAAUCGCCGGAUCCGGUGAAGAUCUUCUGCAUGUCUGGCUGAAUGGGAUCGCCCCCCUCGAGAGUGUCACGCCACUCGUGGCGUCCCUUCGACUGAAGAACCAGAGACGUGCCCUUGUGUCCGCGACUCACAAUCAUGCCUCACUCACCCUGACGACGAUCUUCCACACGUUGGCUGGGUCGUAUGGCGGGAGGGGGGUGGAUGGGUUGGUGACCUUGAGCUUGACGAUGAAGGGCGCCCCCGACGGAAUCAUGUGAUGUUGUCCCAUAGUGUACAUGCACACAUUCUGAGACACACACCACAAACAUACAAAAGCGAUUUCAGCUGGCCAUCUCGUGCUUUCUCCUGGCCAAAUGGAGUCGUACGCUGCCGAAUGACCAGCUGUCUCCCGCGUCCGUUUUCAGUUGUGAAACCCCCACCGGCCGCGAGGACCCAUAGACAAAGAGAAGGUCCUCUGUCGGCUCGGCCGCUGUGCACGUGUAUCCCACAGGCAAUGUGAUCAACAUUUGUCCCUGCCCAGGCUCUGCACACAACACACCAUCACCCACUCCUUGCAGCCUACCUACUGGACUGAGACACAUACCCCUUACUUGCAGAGAACAGGAAGGAGCCCAGCACGAUCCUCGCGUAGAGAUAGUUGUCGGCAUUGCCCCUGUAAGGCCUCAUAUUGCCGUCGCCGUGCUUUUGCACCACACCCGCCUCAGUGACUGUCACAUUCUUGUACAGCAGCCCGCCCGCCGACCGUGUGUGAGUCGGCAGCGUGCCGCCCUGCGUAUGCAAACCAGAUACAGAGAGAGAGACACAGAAUAGUGCUUGUUUACUCACCCACCAGUGCGUAGACUUGCACACCGAUGUGUUCCGGGAAGAAGCCCUUUGCGGGGGGAAUGAUGGGGUCGAACACCACGAAGACAUCGACACCAUCGUUGAUGGUCCCAACACCUCCCGGCACCGUCACACGGGCUCCUGCCUUGUUCUGUCCCACGCACAGGGGACACACGCCCCGCACCACAUCUGUGUUUAAGUGAACCCCAUAUCGUCAUGAAAUGACGCACCUGCGUGCCGUCCCCGGCAGCUCUGCUGCCGAUCUGUAUCGGCGUGCAGUCGACAUUCUGCACUUCGGUGAAGUCGUCCUUGAUAAAGUAUGCAUUGCAUCCAGCGCCGAAGUCCCACAGAGUGAGUGGGUGGAAGAUGAAUUCCAGCCAGUAGUCGGGCUUGAUGCGGGUGGUGUCCGUGUCGCCGCCGGCUGAGAUCUUGAUGUGCAGCUUGUCCACUGCCGCAAGCUCCACCAGGUCGCUCUCUGACCAGCAAGCAGACCACAACAUAGACAUAGAUGGCCAAGCAUCACAGUGACAGUGUCUCCUCACCAGUGAAAUCGCCGCCUGGCACAGGGCGCUCGCCCAGCACUAUCACCCCAUCGGUGGCGUUGAAGCUGCCAUAGACGGCCCCGGUGUAGUCGCUCAGCGAAGGCGGAAUGCGCCUGGGGUCCGGCGCGACGUUGGCAAACUCGACCACCUCAUGCGGUUUGAGAAACUGGUCGUCCUUUGACCACACUUGCAUCAGGACGUCGCCGGCCUGAAUCGACGACUGAUGGAUUGCAGACACACAGGCUGCCUGAAUGGAUGUGUAGAGGUACACACAAUUGGUUGCGUACCGAUGGGCUUGUUCUGCAGUUGAAAACGAGUUCAUAUCGCGUGUUUGCCUUGAGACCGUUGUAGCGGUCGAAGUAGAUUAUGAAGGACUGAUACGUGCCAAAGGGGCCAGAAGUUACAGCAUGCCACCUGAAGGUGCAAUAGACACCAAGGCAUGCUUGUGAUACCUGUGGCUGUCUGUUCGGUGGCUGACUUGCAGCUGUGUGGCAUGGGGAACCCCGUCGACUGGCCCCACGUCUCAAUGAGGAACCUGCCGCACUCCCUCUGCGUCGCAAUGGGCUCCUCUUGCACCGCUUCGGGGUUGCUGUCACUUGACAGAGGCUCAAGCUGGCUCAAGGCUGUAAAUCGAAGCUCCAGAGCCAUGCCGUACACAGCCUGUGAUGAUGGGAAGCAAAGCAGAGCAGACGAGCCAAGGGCAGUCGACAUCGACUCACGGCAUCACUUACCCACCGUGGUGUAUUGCGGCGUCGCUGCGACGUUUGUGAGGAAGUUGAGCAGCACGGGGCCCUCCUUUGUCGGCUCCAGUACGGUCAGAUGGAGGUUUGCUUCUGUCAUCAGCAGCGGCAUUGUGGCCGUGAUGAAGCCUGCGUGCACCCAUCCGGCAGUCUUGAGACCGUCGAUAGGCGGGAGAGGACAGUCGUUGCCGAGAGGACAGCUUGUCUGUUGAGCCGGUGACGAGAAGAUCCAGCAGAGAUUGUAUUGCUCUUCGGUCACUGAGCCUGGCCUGAGAUGAAACAGGGAGGCGGCAUGGUGGCAGAACGUGUGUCUCCGUUAUGGUUACACACUGGCUGAUUAUGAGUCCCUCGAAUCUCGCCCGCGUGACGACGACAGCGAUGGCAGUGGCAGUGGAUGUGGGCGGCUGGGCAUCAAUUUGGAAGAAGGUGUCGUUGUGGAUCUGCGUCACUCGAAAGUUCUGGUUCUUGUCGGUGAAGUGGCCGCUGACGACGAAACGAAUGUAGUCCUGUCAGUUAGAAUGAACCAGUGAGGACAUACAUACACGGGUAUGCCCUCGGUGCUCGUCUUACGGUGUUACUGAUGCCAUUUGGAGCGUCUGUCUCUAGAAUGGUGAAACAAUUCGGGUCAGAGUAGGAGACGUCAGUGCACGCUGAAGACGCAUCAAAAAGGACAAGACGACUUCUUUCGAAUGCGAAGGUUCUUCUCUCGGUGUGUGUCUCACGUGCUGUGCCGGUGAUGGAUUGGAUAUUGAGCAUGACCACUUUGCUCGCGUAUCCCGUGGCAGCGGUCGUGCAUCCAGAGUCCCAUCCAGGAGUUACAUCGACCCGCGAGUCCACCUUCCCUCCGUACUCGUGCCCCUCCAUCGACAGGUCCAGCUCGGUGCCACGGACCACGAUGGAAAACUCCUGACCGAACGCCACAGUAUAGCUGUUUAGUGAGGCAGUGGGGCCGCCGAUUGCCAUGGCACCUGAAAUACACAGAGGGAGGCAGAGAAGGAGACACCGUGGACGAGAGCAGGGUGUGGUGUGUUUGUUGUCCAUGCCAUGCACCUGCAUCGGUUUUGAAAUCGGUCGGACUGGUGCAGGUUUGUCCGGGAAUGGUCGUGUCGUCGAGGGUGCAGAAGCACAAACGGUAGAGGCCUGGUGUGGUGUCGAUCAGGUCACCCGACGAGCCCCACUCAUAGUCCAUCCCGUCGUUGGUGCCGUUGGCGGAUAUGGCGUCGUCUGGCAGGUUGGCAAGAGGCGUGUUGGUGCCGCACUCGCUGAGGAUGGCCAUCUUGCCGCCGCGCUCCAACAAGUUCCCCUGCACACCUGCCAUUUUCAUUAGAUGAGACACACUCGCCCGUGUCUUGCAGAUCUCGAUCGCUGUAUACCCAUGCUUACUCACCGUUUGUCUCACACUGCCUUCCCUCCCAGCAGGUGAAGUACUGGCCUUGCGUCGGGCCUCCGAGCCUGACCGUGCCACCGGGUGAGAGAAACUGGCUGGGGAAAUUCGCCAUACAAUCGUAUUGGCUGGCAGGGCAGUAGCAAAGCGUGUAGUUGUCAGGGGGAGCGGUGAUGGCGUGCUGGGCGAAGAUGCUGCCGCUCGAUGAUGGGUUGCCCUCAAACUCAAACUUGUACUGGAUGACGUCCGUCACAUAGGCUGGAUUGGCGAGACCCUCGGUGGAAUUGUAAGCGCCGAAGCCGCUGCUGACGGCGGGCGUCGUGCCACACGUGCCUGUCUCUGCCAUGACAUACAUCAUAUCGUCCACCUUCAGCCCGAAAUUCGCUGCGAUGUUGUUGACCCCAUCAUCAUCUUGAAUCUGCAGAACAGUCCACACACAUCAAUGGCAUUGAGACAGGCCACAGCAGCAGAGUCACUCACAUAAUCGUAGCCAGCUGAGUCAAAGUCAGGCUUAGGGUAGUUGGGAAUGCAUGGGUGUGAGUGAAAGCACCGUAUCUCGUUGGACGGUCCCGGGCCGUUGAUAACGACCUUCUUGGGAUCUAGUGGCGGUGCUGAGACCGCCUCCACGAAAAAACUGGGAUCAUUUGCCGCUGGGUACUUGCAACUAUUGGGUGUGUUUUGAUCCUGCAAAAAAUGAACACGCAUUCGCUUCUGGCAUCCAUCCCAGCUCUUCCAUGCUUGCCUCCCUCUACUCACAUGGUCGCAAACACAUAAGGCGAACUUGCCCGGUCUGUCCACAACGACAGGGCCGCAUAUCAGAGUGUCGUCAGAAAUGCUCUCCGUCACCACAGUGCAAUUUGCCGAGCCCGCCGGCGGGGGAUCGGCCCAGCCAAUCACGCUGUUGGGGGAGGGAGUGAUAGAAAAAUGGGUCGGGAUCUUGCCAUGGGCAGGAAGAGCGGUGCAGCCUGUGUAAUCGGUGGGGCAGCAACCUGAAGACAUAACACAAACGCCUUGGCAUCUUUCCUGUUCCUCUUAGCUCUCUUGCCUUGGUCUGCAAUGACCAGACGGUCGUCUGGUUGAAAGCUCUCCACGCCGCCAACCCUCAGCCUCAGGUAAAACUCCCUCCCGUGAUGCACGACUGUCUCAUCUCCUGUCGCCAGUCGUGUCGGGUCGUACGAGAUGACUCCAUGGUCGACAUAUCCUUCAAAUACGGCCAGCUCUCGCCUUGGUGAGGAAGCCGAGAGGGACAUUCGGAGAGAUGCGAUACGCAUCAGGAGGAAGGGGAGAAGAGAAGGAAUAAGUGGCCAUGGAGAAGUGGACAACAUACCGCCACCGUAUCAUGAACAAUGGACACGGCUGUUGCGAUGCUUAGAUC